This is a messenger RNA of Tarenaya hassleriana, 1137 nucleotides long. Its product is annotated as RNA polymerase II C-terminal domain phosphatase-like 4. The transcript has a single exon. Gene Ontology annotation, molecular function: RNA polymerase II CTD heptapeptide repeat phosphatase activity. Lineage: Eukaryota; Viridiplantae; Streptophyta; Magnoliopsida; Brassicales; Cleomaceae. Gene Ontology annotation, cellular component: nucleus. Bases 1 to 1137 code for a protein of 378 amino acids. The record is from RefSeq and is a predicted model, not a curated record.
AUGUCCGAAGCAGAAACAAAGACUCUGGUGGGUCGAGGAAACUCAUCAUCAUAUCCUUGCGAUCACUCCCUUGUUCUGCACGGAAUCUGUUUCCUCUGUGGAUCGGCCAAUAUGGAAGAAGAAAACUGUGGCUUGUCUCAUGUUCUACACGCAAUCUCUUUCCUCUGUGGAUCGGCCACGGAAGAACGAAGAAGCGGCUUACUUUUCGAUCCCUUUUGCGUCGUUUCAAAGAUCAAAACCCUGUUUUGUUCUUGUGAUCAUCGGAUGGCUCAACGCGGAAUCUGCUGCCAAUGCAAGCGGACCGUUGCCAGACCUAACGGCCUAACCUUCAAUUACAUCGCCAAGGGUUUGGAGCUGAGCCCUGAGUUUGUGGCGUCCGUAAAGAAACAGGUAACUCGAAGAUGUAUUGCGGAGAAGAAGCUUUACUUGGUUCUUGACUUGGACAACACGUUAAUCCACACACGUAGAGUUUCGCAGCUCACAGAAGCGGAGAAGCAUCUGGUUAAAGAAGCGGAUUCAAGGGACGAUCUAGGGUUGGCCGAGGAGGAGAAUUCCUCCGGCGGGUUGACAAAGUUACGGCCUUUCGCCCGGGAAUUCCUCCGAGAAGCUAACCAGUUGUUCAGGAUGUCGGUCUACACAAACGGCAACUCGGCUUAUGCUGCACGCGUGUUGAAAUUGCUUGAUCCGAAUAAGAUUUACUUCGGGAACCGAGUCAUUGCAAGAAGUGGCGAUUCCACUUCCAUGUACAAGACUCUGGAUCUUGUCUUGGCCGAAGAACGCAGCGUGGUCAUCGUCGAUGAUAGGUCGGCGGUAUGGAGUUUGCCCGACCAGAGAAACUUGAUGCAGAUCGAGAAAUACGAAUUCUUCGACGAGAAGGAGGAGAAGAAGAAAGCGUUGAAGAUGUUUAUGAAGAAAUUGAAGAUCUACACUCGAGAAAACUUCAACGGAAUAUUCGGAGCCGACGGUGGAGAUUCGAAAUCUGAUCGUGCGGAUCGAGAAGGAGAAGAAGGACGAGAGCGAGAAGGUGGAGCGUUGGCUAACACCCUGAGAUCGCUCAAGAGAGUUCACGAAGAGUUCUUCCAUGGCGGAGAUUUCGCCGACGUUAGGGUUUUGUUACGUAAAAUGACGCGCAAUUAG